ACAGAUUCAAACUGAUAAGGGAUUGACAGGCGGAGAAGGAUCAUCUCAGUGGAGGAAAGAGGAAUCGCCCUUUGACAAGAAUUGGGGGAAUUAUUCAGUGAGUGGCCCGGAUACAAGGAAUGGAGAGAGGCAAGAUUUCCUCAAAAGGAGGUUCUGCGCAAAUUUGCACAAAAAGAGGAGAGUUGGAACAGUGAAGCUACUUUGGCAGGGGAAAGAAAGACUUUUCCCCUAUCUGCUCAUCUCAAAACUCUUGGGAAAGAAGGGCAGAGACACACUGGAGUCCCCUGCAGCACAGACUGACCUUGCCAUGUCCACCAGCAGUUACAGUUUUGCAGACCGGUGUGUGUCUGUCUUGUGCUGCAAGUUCUGUCAACAAGUUCUCAGCUCCCGAGGCAUGAAAGCUGUGCUCCUGGCUGGUACAGAGACAGAUCUCUAUUCCACAGACAUUCCUCCCACCAGUACUGUUGACUUCAUUGGAAGCUGCUAUUUUACAGAAAACUGCAAGUGUAAACUAAAGAAUGUUGCCUGUUUGAAAUGUGGGAAUGUGGUAGGUUACCACGUGAUUGCUCCAUGCAAACCUUGCUUGCUCUCCAGCAACAAUGGACACUUCUGGAUGUUUCACAGCCAAGCGGUUUUUGGAAUCAACAGGCUGGAUUCCUCUGGUACACACUUCUUGCUUUGGGGAAACUUGCCAGAUUUAGAUGAAAGUUCAGAUGAGGACGUGUCCAGCAUCUCUGAAGAGGAAUGGAUCAGAUAAAUCUUAUCAACACUGUGUCUCUCACAUUCCUAAGAUGUGCAAAUCCCAACAGGGCUGGGCAAAAAAAGAGAAAGAAAUCGCUUCAGAAGAGCAAUUCCUGUUGACUUUAGAUUGUCUGAUCUAGUAAACAUCCUGAUUUAAAAAAACGUGCCUAAUAUGUGAAGGUUAAAAUUCCCUUUCUGUUUUUUGAAGAGACACUUGCCCUCAGUAUGUAUAGAUGGCUUCUGCAAUCGCUUGCUGUUGCUUCUUAAAGGAUAGCACACAACAAGAUCAAGGAGAGAAUCCCCACAUCACCAUCACACAGUUACACUAAGACGGCAUAGCAGUAGAGAGGAAAACUCUGUGGUGUUUGGCGCAUGGUGUGUUAUCUCUUGGCCUGCCUGACCUCAUUUUUUCUGAACAGCUGGCUGGGCCAGGGGCUACGCAGCAUGGCCUCACUUUAGGGGCCACAGUUAAUGCGGCUACAUUGUAAGCCACCAGUGAAUACUGACUGUGCCAUUGGCAGCCUUCCAGAAUUCUGUGUUUGGAUGACAUGAGAGAGAAGGGAAUUUGGGACUUUCUUAAAUCUAGGUCUUUCUGCAUCUGAUGUACAAGAGCAGCACACUUCUGAGUUUUGCUAAAGGCCUAGCUUUCGAAGAAACCUACAAAAAAGCUUCUCUCUGCCAGCAUAUGUGUAGCCAACAAGGGUGAGGGCAUAGCCUGGGAAAUGGCAUGCUUCCCUGCUCCUAAUGGAAAGAGAAGGUGUAAAGGAAGCAUAGCAAAAGAAUCUGAAAUGUCAUCUGUUUCUAGAUUUAUAGCUGCCCAAGAUCAUGAAACAAAAAGGCGAAAAUAAUAGUAUCCAGGGAGUGGCAUUGUUAACUAUGUUUGCUGAUCUUUUCCAUUUUAUGAGAAGAGACUAGCAGCAGGCAUGACACCGGAGGAGAAUGUAACAAAUGCAAAGCCAGAUUCAAUAAAAAUUUCCUUCUGGCUCCCUGCUGCUGGCACAAGAAUAUUCCCUACAUAGCUGGUGGCACAGUGCCUUUUGGAAAGAAGUCAGUCAGGCAUUACUUGAAUUGAAUCCUGUCUCUGGUGUACUAAAAUCAAAAGCAGCAGUUAGGUAGCUUGCAAGUUGAAUAGUUUACUUUUCCCAAAUUGAUGAAGUGUCAUCUGGAGUGUAAUUUUUUAAACAGAAGUAAUGUGCUCCUUGAAAAUAUAUAUAUAUAUAUAUAUAUAUAUAUAUAUAUAUAUAUAUAUAUAUCUGCAAGAAUAUUUAAGUGCUUUUGACACUUUCAAUGCUCCAGUUUAUGAGGUACUUUACAGGCCUGGUAAAGAUCCCAUUCCUCUGCUAUAGUGAAUUUGCAGUUGCUAGAAAGUACUUGUAUGCCCACCUCAACUUUGAAUCAAUUAAAUUGAAUGAGCCAUAAGUCUGUUUGUUUAGCUUCUUUAAUGGAAUAUGUUCUUGAUAUUGUAUCUUGGUUUGCAAGGUAUCUAGAGAAAGGUAAAGGUAAAGAUUUUCCCCUGACAAGUCUAGUUGUGUCCGACUCUGGGAGUUGGUGCUCAUCUCCAUUUCUAGGCCGAAGAGCCAGCAUUGUCAGUAGACACCUCCAAGGUCAUGUGGCCAGCAUGACUGCAUGGAGCGCUGUUACCUUCCCGCUAGAGCGGUUGUGCUCACUGUGGCACAGAAAGGGAUUGGAUGGAAGUACCAUUUAAUGAGAGUGCAAGGUGGGUGGUGUGAUUGAUAGGAAAGCAAGAAAGCGUAUUGAUUAUGCAUGCCAUGAAGAAAAAUAAAUCAACAGCCAUUUAUUUUGUAUGCCCAAAAAUCAUCCGAUGCCAGCUAUGACUCAUGAAAGUGGCGAGGACUGUAUGGCUGUCAAUACUCAUUAGGCUGGGAUAAUAAGGGGUUCAUGUGGUGCAAACGGGAUGAACAAGGGCAAGAAGAAUGCUAUACAGCCAGGCCUUUAUAUCAAUGGAUUCUAUCAACCAUAGCUCAAAAAUUCAAAAAAAAAUUCAAAAAGCAAACCUUGAUUUUGUCAUGUGACAAUAUAUAUAUAUUAAUAUAUAUAUAGCCAUACCUUGCUAUAGCCCCACACUGUUUGACAGAUCCUUGGGCUUUCUCUGGUACUUAUUUGACAUUUUGUAUAAGGGACUCCAUUUAGCCUGCCAUUUAUAUAAUAGUACUGCAGCAUUCAUGGAUUUUGGAAUCCACAGGGGUUCUAGUAGCAGACCCUGGUGGGAACCAAGGGCCCACUGCAUUCUCAAGUUGAUGAUGGGUGAGAUAGAAGUAUAUCAUAGUCCUUAAAGAAGAGGUUUGGAUUUAUUUUGUUAUAUAUAUUUUAGGUCAACCAAGAGCACACAGUAUUCAAACAAUUGCAUGCUUUAGUUUGUUCUGUUACAUGCACAUAGAACCAUCUGUUACAGAGCAGAACAAUGUGCUAGUUAAGCACAGAGAUUAAAAGUCCUGAAUGACUUGUAGCUUCCCAAGGGCAUUAAGAUUAUGAGCACCUGUUACUCUGUUUGAAGUAAAAAUUCAACAUCUUCUGGAAAUAAAUCCAAAUCAAGCAUGGAAAUACUAUGUGAGUGUUGAUGUGAUCAAGCUUUAGAACAAUGUAUUAUAUUUGUUGCAUAUGGAUUAGGUUCAGAUUGGUUUGGGCUAUCCAUGGAGUUUCAGCUGACACCUAUACUGCAAAUGAUUAAGUGCUCAUUCAAAGACUUUUUUAUUGUUUGGCAGUGUAUUUUAAUUGGUUGGUUUGGUUUGUGUUAUUGGUUUUUUUUGCUGCUUGUCUUUGUUUUGCACAUAUCUGUUAGAGUUGCAUUGCUUUAAAUACAUUGAAUUGUUGUACUAUAUUUGCACACUGCCCUGAAAUGAAGUAUAGUUCUAAAGUGUUUGGAUUAAUAAACAAGCUAAUAAUU
This is a messenger RNA of Anolis carolinensis (green anole), 3646 nucleotides long. It is a transcript of the gene rumy1, whose product is annotated as family with sequence similarity 72 member A. The transcript has 5 exons. Gene Ontology annotation, cellular component: cytosol. The coding region runs from base 308 to 757 and encodes 149 amino acids. Lineage: Eukaryota; Metazoa; Chordata; Lepidosauria; Squamata; Anolidae. The record is from RefSeq and is a predicted model, not a curated record.